Messenger RNA from Ascoidea rubescens DSM 1968, 1740 nucleotides. RefSeq names its product kinase-like protein. The record is from RefSeq and is a predicted model, not a curated record. Gene Ontology annotation, molecular function: protein kinase activity; ATP binding. The transcript is spliced from 3 exons. The coding region runs from base 1 to 1740 and encodes 579 amino acids. NCBI's taxonomy places the organism in Eukaryota, Fungi, Ascomycota, Saccharomycetes, Ascoideales, Ascoideaceae. Gene Ontology annotation, biological process: regulation of mRNA processing; protein phosphorylation; spliceosomal complex assembly.
AUGACCUACACCGAAAUCAACGAUCUCUUUCUAAAUAACGACAAGUUCAAUUCGCUUAUCAUAAAUAACUCGGUUUCGCUAACUGAAAAAGAACUGAAAAGUGAGGAAGAACUAAAAGAUUACGUCCCCAACGGUUAUCAUCCUGCCUACAUAGGUGAGGUCUUGACAAAUGAUCAAAACAAUAUAUCCUACACUUUAAUUCGAAAAUUAGGCUGGGGCCAUUUUUCAACUGUUUGGCUAGCUAGAGCUAAGAAAAUUGAAAUCAAAAAUUCGGAAGUUCAGUCAAAUGAUUUGAAAUACGUUGCAGUUAAAAUUGUUCGUUCUGCAAAACAUUAUACUGAAACUUCAAUAGAUGAAAUCAAAUUAUUAAAAAAAGUUAAAAAUUUCAAUACCAAUAACAAUAACAAUAUAGGUCAGCAUAAUGUCAUCAAAUUAUUAGAUGACUUCACUAUUAAUGGCCCCAACGGUAAUCACAUUGUUAUGAUUUUUGAAAUUCUCGGCGAAAAUCUAUUAUCCCUAAUCAAAAAAUUCAAACACAAUGGCAUUCCAACCAUUCUAGUCAAACAAAUCGCUAAACAAAUCCUAUUCGCCUUGGAUUUCUUACAUAGAAACUGCGGUAUAAUACACACUGAUCUUAAACCAGAAAAUAUCCUACUAAAAAUCAACAACACCAACGUCCUAAAACUAAUCGAUCUAAUAUCAAAUAAAAAAAACCUACUAAAAAUUCUAAGAUUUUAUCAGGACUUUUUAUCUGACAUAUCCAUUUCAAGAAAAAAAAUUAAUAACAAUAACAACAAUAACAACAAUUCUCCAAAUAAAAUACUCCACUCUGAUAAUUUUCUAUCUUCUCUAUCUUUAAUGACAAUUUCAAACAAUAUCGUCAACAAUUCAAAUUUUCCAACCCCACCCUCUUCAGGCUCAAAUCAUGAUACAGAUCUUCCAGAUCAAAAAAUCAACAAUAACAAUCAACUAAAUGAUCGUCUUUAUAAUGACAGUAAUCUCAUAAACGCAAAAAUUGCUGAUUUAGGUAAUGCUUGUUGGAUAGAUAAACACUUUACUAAUGAUAUUCAAACAAGACAAUAUAGAGCUCCAGAAAUCAUCAUGGGUGGUUCUUGGGGUUGUUCUGCUGAUGUUUGGUCUUUUGCUUGUUUGAUUUUCGAAUUAUUAACUGGUGAUUAUCUUUUUGAACCCAUUGAAGGUCAUUCUUAUUCAAGAGAUGACGACCAUUUAGCUCAAAUUGUCGAACUUCUAUCUUGUCCAAAUCCUCACGAAGACCAUGAUCUAGUCAAUCUAGUUAAUGGCUGCUCAAAAAGCUCUUCGUUUUUCAAUGAUAAUUACCACUUGCAAAAUUUAUCAAGUUUAAGAUUUUGGGAUUUGAAAAGAGUCUUGAAAGAAAAAUAUAAGUUUUCUGAGCUUGAAUCAAGGCAAAUUAGCGAUUUUCUUUUACCAAUGCUCAAUUUAAACCCUAAAAAAAGAGCCGAUGCUGGUGGAAUGAUCAACCACCCUUGGCUAGAAGAUACCUUUGGCAUGGAAAAUGUUUUUAAUCAGGAAAGAAAAUUGUAUAAUAGUGGUCUAGAUAUGCCUGGCUGGUGCAGUGAAGUCUUUCAUUACACACUGUAUUAUAAUCCCAAUCGUCGUUAUAAUAGCCAUAGAACUAAUUAUAACCGCCAUCGCAACAAUAACGGGAGUUUUUACUAUCGUAACAAUAAUAACAGUUCUUAUAAUCGCAGUUAUAAUUAA